Messenger RNA from Chaetura pelagica (chimney swift), 1086 nucleotides. RefSeq names its product proteasomal ATPase-associated factor 1 (gene PAAF1). The annotation marks the transcript as partial. The transcript has 10 exons. The record is from RefSeq and is a predicted model, not a curated record. Lineage: Eukaryota; Metazoa; Chordata; Aves; Apodiformes; Apodidae. Gene Ontology annotation, molecular function: protein binding.
CCCACCCUGUACGUCCGCCUGACCCGCCGUGGGCUCAGCUCCCAAGGGCUCCCUGACAUCACUGCCUCUGAGGGCUUCGUGGUGGGAGAGGUCACCAAGAAGAGCAUUCUCAUUUCUUGUCCUUACGAAAAUGUGUCCACCAAGUUCCUGGCCCCUUACACAACUUUUUGCAGAAUUCAUCAGAAAAGUGUCACCUGCCUUGAUAUUUCCAGUGGUGGAGGGCUUGGGGUGUCCACCAGCACAGAUGGGACCAUGAAAAUCUGGCAAGCUGCCAAUGGAGAAAUAAGGAGGCUGUUGGAAGGCCAUGUGUAUGAUGUCAAUUGUUGCAGGUUUUUCCCAUCUGGCCUCGUGGUUCUGAGUGGGGGAAUGGAUGCCCAGCUAAAGGUCUGGUCAGCAGAAGAUGCCAGCUGUGUAGUAACAUUUAAAGGUCACAAAGGAGGUAUUUUGGACACUGCCAUUGUGGAUCGGGGAAAAAAUGUCCUUUCCUGCUCCAGGGAUGGCACAGCCAGGCUCUGGGACUGUGGAACAUCCUCCUGUCUGGGUGUCCUUGCUGACUGUGGCUCUCCUGUCAAUGGCAUUGCUGUGGGCACUGCUGACAACUCCCUCAACCUGGGCACACCUGAAGAAGCUCCCAGUGAACGUGAGGUUGGGACAGAAGGGAAGAUCCUGCUGCUGGCUCGAGAGGACAAGAAGCUCCAAGGAGUGGGACUGCAGAGCAGGCAGCAGGUGUUCCUCUUCCCCGGGUCCGACGCGUUCAACUGCUGCACGUUCCUCUCCAGCACCUACAUCCUGGCUGGGACUCAGGAUGGGAACAUCUACCAGCUGGAUGUGAGAAACACAAACACUCCCAUCCAGACCAUCCACAGAUCAGGAGCUCCAGUGCUUUCCCUGCUCCCCUACCGAGAUGGAUUUGUUGCCAGCCAAGGUGAUGGAACAUGCUUCAUCAUUCAGCAAGACCUGGAUUAUGUCCUGGAUCUCACAGAAGCUGAUUGUGACCCUGUGUACAAGGUGGCUUCUUGGGAGAAGGAGAUUUACACCUGUUGCAGAGAUGGGGUCGUCAGGAGAUACCAACUCUCUGACCUUUAA